Messenger RNA from Diceros bicornis minor, 4448 nucleotides. RefSeq names its product phosphodiesterase 1C (gene PDE1C). The coding region runs from base 1 to 2082 and encodes 693 amino acids. The transcript is spliced from 18 exons. Gene Ontology annotation, biological process: signal transduction. Gene Ontology annotation, molecular function: 3',5'-cyclic-nucleotide phosphodiesterase activity. The record is from RefSeq and is a predicted model, not a curated record. Lineage: Eukaryota; Metazoa; Chordata; Mammalia; Perissodactyla; Rhinocerotidae.
AUGACGGACGCCAGCAACAGGAAAGAGGGCUUCAAAAAAUGCCGGAGCGCCACUUUCAGCAUCGAUGGCUACAGCUUCACCAUCGUUGCAAAUGAAGCUGGAGACAAGACUGCCAGACCACUUGCCCGCUUCUCCCGGUCUAAGUCGCAGAACUGCCUGUGGAACUCCUUCAUCGACGGGCUCACAGGGAAUGUCAAGGAGAAGCCACGGCCAACGAUUGUCCAUGACCCCCGACCACCCGAGGAAAUCCUAGCUGAUGAAUUGCCUCCGCUCGAUAGCCCAGAAGCCUUGGUGAAGACAUCCUUCAGGUUACGGUCUUUGGUCAAACAAUUAGAGAGAGGGGAGGCGUCAGUGGUAGAUCUUAAGAAGAAUUUGGAAUAUGCAGCCACAGUGCUUGAAUCUGUAUACAUUGAUGAAACCAGGCGACUCCUGGAUACGGAGGAUGAGCUCAGUGACAUUCAGUCAGAUGCGGUGCCUUCUGAAGUCCGAGACUGGCUGGCGUCCACCUUCACACGGCAGAUGGGGAUGAUGCUCAGAAGGAGCGAGGAGAAGCCGCGGUUCAAGAGCAUCGUCCAUGCAGUACAGGCGGGGAUAUUCGUGGAGAGAAUGUAUAGACGGACAUCAAACAUGGUUGGACUGAGCUACCCAGCAGCUGUUAUCGAAGCCUUAAAGGAUGUGGACAAGUGGUCCUUUGAUGUCUUUUCCCUCAAUGAAGCCAGUGGGGAUCAUGCACUGAAAUUCAUUUUCUAUGAAUUACUCACACGCUAUGAUCUGAUCAGCCGUUUCAAGAUCCCCAUUUCUGCACUGGUCUCAUUUGUGGAGGCCCUGGAAGUGGGAUACAGCAAGCAUAAAAAUCCUUACCACAACUUAAUGCAUGCUGCCGACGUCACACAGACCGUGCAUUACCUCCUCUAUAAGACCGGAGUAGCGAACUGGCUGACGGAGCUGGAGAUCUUUGCGAUCAUCUUCUCAGCUGCCAUCCAUGACUAUGAGCAUACCGGAACCACCAACAAUUUCCACAUUCAGACCCGGUCUGACCCAGCUAUUCUAUACAACGAUAGAUCUGUAUUGGAAAAUCACCAUUUAAGUGCAGCCUAUCGCCUUCUGCAAGAGGAUGAGGAAAUGAAUAUAUUGAUCAACCUCUCAAAGGAUGACUGGAGGGAGUUUCGGACUUUGGUAAUUGAGAUGGUGAUGGCCACGGAUAUGUCCUGUCAUUUCCAACAAAUCAAAGCGAUGAAGACUGCUCUCCAGCAGCCGGAAGCAAUUGAAAAACCGAAAGCAUUAUCCCUGAUGUUGCACACAGCAGACAUUAGCCAUCCAGCAAAAGCGUGGGAGCUCCAUCAUCGCUGGACGAUGUCACUCCUGGAGGAGUUCUUCAGACAGGGUGACAGAGAAGCAGAGCUGGGGCUGCCUUUUUCUCCUCUGUGUGACCGAAAGUCAACCAUGGUUGCUCAGUCACAAGUAGGUUUUAUUGAUUUCAUUGUGGAACCCACCUUCACUGUGCUCACGGACAUGACUGAAAAGAUCGUGAGUCCGUUAAUUGAUGAGACCUCCCAAACUGGUGGGACAGGACAGAGGCGAUCGAGUUUGAACAAUAUCAGUUCAGCAGGUGCAAAGCGGUCGGGUGUCAAGAGCACUGGCUCAGAAGGAAGUGCCCCAAUCAACAAUUCCGUCAUCCCUGUUGACUAUAAGAGUUUUAAAGCCACAUGGACUGAGGUGGUGCACAUCAACCGGGAGCGAUGGAGGGCCAAGGUGCCCAAAGAGGAGAAGGCCAAGAAGGAAGCAGAGGAAAAGGAUCGCCUGGCCGCAGAGGAGAAGCAAAAGGAGAUGGAAGCCAAAAGCCAGACUGAAGGCGCAGCUGGCAAAGCUGAGAAAAAGACGUCGGGGGAAGCUAAGAAUCAAGUCAGUGGAACCCGCACAAACAGAAGCGACAAGCCUCUGGGGAAGAAUUCCAAAGCUGAGAAGCCGUCAGGGGAAAAGCAACAGAAUGGUGACUUGAAAGAUGGUAAAAAUAAGACAGACAAGAAGGAUCAAUCAAAUGUCGGAAAUGAUGCAAAGAAAACAGAUGAUUCAGAAGAGUAAAAACACCUCAUAUACAAUCAAAGAGGCUGCCAAUGUCUUGCAUCAUUUUAGCUGAGCUUCUUCAUUCUCCUUCUUCCACAAAGACCCCUAUCUGGGGAAGGUGUACAACUUUCAAAAACAAGCCCCCACACUUGGCCUUCUCUCAUGCCAUCUCCUCCCAGGAGAUGACUCUCUGGGAGCUGGUUCGAGGUCUUAGAGCUCUGGGGGAUUUCCCCCCAAGCAAACAAAACAACUUCAGAUUUUUGCACAAACAGAAACAAAACAUGAAGGGACUUCCUCAAAAUCCUUUGCUAAUGCCCUGGCUUUCAAGGCACCUGUCUGGCCUGAUGAGAAUGGACAUCCUGGAUGUGCUGAGAGAGGCUUGAAAAAGCCACACACUCAGUAAUUGCCAUUUCAUUACUGUCAAUGCCAUUACUUUAAAUGUUGUUAUUUUUGCACUGGCUGCUGAUGGUGGAUACAGCCAUGCUGGCCUUCAUCACAGCUAAGAUGACGAUUCUAGUCUCUGGUUGUUCCUUUCCUGAGUCAGGAACAUUCUUUUUCUGCAGUUUCCUUUCAGACUUAAAAAUUGUUCUUAUGCUUUUCUUUCCAUUUAUACACUAUGAAAUUCUUUUUGUUUUAUAAAAAAGGAGAUUUUCCUAUAGGAAUCUUUGUUUGAUGCUUAAUUUAUCUGUGCAUUCAUUAACAUAUUCCUGAAUGUUUCAGCUGAUGACCACAUUGUUCAGGUGGGGAACUCAGUGUUUUCAUUGGGUAGUGUCCAUAACUAAGUGGUUACCGGAAUUUUGACUACUGGCUGGUCCUCUUCUUUUGGAUAUCUGUGGUUUGACUUGAUCGCUCUUCUUUCUCUUCUGCGAAGUACUGAGGGAAUUAGUAUCAGGGAGACAUGUCAGAUAAUUCUUUUCGUUUUAAUGAGCCUUUAGAAAUAUAAGAUAGGAGAUGAUUAAUAGCACAAAUCAAAAAUAAGAAUAGUAGGUAUCGCAUGGGAAGAGAAUAAAGAUACAGCCCCCUGAACCCAAGUCAAAAAUGGGAUCCAAUGGACUGCAAGUGAAGUAAUGUUAUGAGUCUAAAAGGUGUGGUUCCGAUGAAACUGAUUCUUAAAGUGUGGUUGUGGUUCACAAAGGAAUCUGUGAGUCCUUCCCAGGGGUAAAUCCCAUGAAUAUGCUAGAGUGGGAUUAGUGAGAGAAAGGAAGAUUGGAAUUAGGAAGAGGGAGAGCUAGUUGCUUGGCUUAAGUGUAUUACCCAUUGCAGAUUUAAUUUCUACAUUAAAAAAGCACAAAAAAUCCUCUCAUUCCUAAGGCAAAAUGUUGGUAUUUUUUCAGAUGGAAAGAAGGAGACUGUGUAUGUAGUCUACAAGGCCUUUUGCCCCCCUAAAAUAUUCCCCUACAGAAAGAUCUGAAGAACUCUGUUGUGUACAAUGCACAGUCAUGUACUGAUAUCUGAACCACGGUUCUUUGGUCAGCUUUAUAUUUUGCCUGGUAAUAUGUCUUUUUCUGUUGCUCCUCCUGCUUUCCUAAUAGUGAAAUAAUGUGGUCACAAAUUCAAAUCAGGGUCCUAGCAGGUGAAGUAAAUGAGUAAAGCAAGCCAUGUAAAAUCAGAAUUAUUGUGAUAAAUGGCAAUUCAUAAUAGGCCUUGGUAUCAACGAGACAGUAAGGAGCAGUAGCAACUGCGAGGAAUUGGAGAGGAUGUGUGCUGUUGGAAGGGGACAGUUGCUACUUAGCUACGGGAUUAGUGCUCCAAAGGAAUGGGGGUCCUAGAUAUCUAGGAUUUUAUCCAAACCCUCUACAAAUUUUUAAAUAUUGGCAACUAAUUCAGAAACUUACAGACACUGUGUUGGUCAAAGAAAACUAUGCCUAUGACCUGCGUUCAAUCUAUGGGACAUCAGUUUGCAAACCAUGCUCUUUGAGGUGGUAUGGUUUUGUUUAGGGAUGAAAUACAACCAGUGCAUGUCAGUUCUUGACCGUGAAACCUGAACAUUUUACCUCAUUUCUAUUCUGUAUUUUUGUAUGUUGAGCUUUGCAGCCAAACUAGAAAGCCCACAGCUUACCUUUUAUACUCUAACAAGCAAGACUAAACAAUAUUUGAAAUAAAAAAGGAAUAUAGCCAUUUUUUUUCUAGCACUAAUAAAGAUGGAAAUGUUUUUCAUUUGCUUCAAGUCAUUAAUUAGCUGACAAAGAAUGGGUAGAAAAUUUCAUUCAGUAUAGAACUCUGCUUGGAACUCUUAGUGUGGAAAAACAUGUAACUCUUAUUUUUAAAUCCUUAAAGAGUGUUAUGAAGGCACAUUGAGUAAAAAUGCAAAAUUAUUUUUUAAAAACAUAAAAUAAUGUAUUAUUAUGCUAUAAAUUGAUACUGGAGUUGAUAAAACAUUAAAA